UCUCCGUAGUGGACUGGUCAUAGUUGACACCGGCCCGAGGAGGCUCCAGAGAGCGGAUCCACCCCGGCGACGGCGACGGCGACGGCGACGGCGAGGCACCAUCCCGCCGGCGAAGACGUCCGCAACAGACAGCGUCUCCUUCCCAAUCCACAAGAUUUUGUCGUCAGCAGCACAUCAUGCAGAGCCCCAGCAAACUGUCUGAUGUCUCUCUCCCUUGGCCCCAUGCCUUCUCCGGACCCCAAGGUUGGGCUGACCUCCCGGAUGGCUUGCUUCACUCUGUCGUUGCUCGGCUGGGCUACUUCCGAGACCUUCUUGGCUUCGCAGCAACAUGCCCCUCUUGGCGUGCUGCCUUCUCCUCGUACCCAUCCAAAUCUAUGCUCCGCUCAAAAUUUCCACCUCUCGUCAUCCAGCCCCAUGUUCGUGUACAAGGUCCUCUUCUUCCUGCUGCCAAUGGUUGCCAUCAGCUAUACACAUGUGUGGUUAUCGAUCCAGCCAACAAAAAGACCUCCCUUCGCUGCCAGAUUCCUGUAGAAACUACGGAGAAGAUGAUAUAUAUUGGCUCAUCCUAUGGUAAUAUCAUCUACUUCUGCUAUGGAUAUGUUCACAUCGUCGAUGUGUUCACUGGCGUGGAGGUUUCAACUCCACGUCUCCCAUCCAGUGUCAAACGUGAGACAUUCUACUUGAACGGCAUUCUAACGUCCCCCCUUACAUCACCCAACUCGCAUCUCCUUGUCAGUACCGAGUUCUCCCUGUUUGAUUUGCUUGUUGGAAGUGACUCUUGGUCUCAAGUCCAGCUUCCUCAUAUGUUGGUAAUAGACCAAAUCGUGGAAUUCAAUGGGCAGGUCAUUGUCUCGGAUGGCUUUCACAGGUUCUACACUCUGCAGUUGGCCCCUCAGCUUGGUCUACAAGAGAUGACAACCAAGUUCCAGGAUAGGAGUGAAGACCAUAGACGUGGUAAAACAUGGCUGGUGGUUUGUGGUGGCAUGCUUCUCAUGGUCACUGCCUUUUCUUUUAAUGAGGUCUACUGCCUCGACAUGUCGACCAAGCCAGCAACAUGGAUGGCCGUGGAGAAGCUGGACAAUUGGGCACUCUUUCUAGGGGAGGAAGUUAAGAGCACGCCACUCUCUUGCAUGAGCUCGGAACUUUUUGGAUUGGGGAGCAACAUCUUGUUGUAUGCAGGCCUUGACUCUAAGCCAUGGAAUCUACACCAUCUGUGUGGCGGUCCGGAUCCCAUGCAUGACACACCGCCCGAUGCAGGAGACGCGCUGGAACCAUGGGGAUGGGAUUCGCCACUUCCUUGCGCGAGCCUAGGACCAUGGUGGGUGACUCCGGCGCUUGCUUGCACGAGCUUGGAGCCAUGGGAAUGGGAUUCGCCGGCGCUUCCUUGCAUGAGCCCAGAACCAUGGUGGGCGGCUCCAGCGCUUCCUUGCACAAGCCCAUACGAAUGGGGAGGGUGGAACAACACCUCACACUCCGACCCUUGGCAUCUACGCAGGCCGCCGCCGUUCUGGCUGUACCCGAGCAUGUUCUACUCUGGUGGCCAGUGAUCCGGCCUGACCACGUCUUGCCUCACAAGCAACUUCUUCUGAGAUCUCCAUCCGAAACGCAGCAGGGAGCGGAGACUGAUUUCUGCUGCAUCAUAUAUGUAUGUAUGUAAUAAUAAAGGAUGAUACCUAUAUAUGGCCUCUGUGUGUCACUAGAGACUGCAUCAGAUAUCUGUUGCAAGUUGAUUAGAUAUGUGUCAUGCUAUAUAUAUACAGGCGAACAGCAGACUUGUUCUAUCUGUCGCAGGUUGUGGUUGUGCCUUAACUGGUAGCAGGUUUGUAGUUAAUUUGUAUGUUCUUUGCAGAAACGAAAUGCUAUGACGUUUAAUUAUUGUGCAA
Molecule: messenger RNA, 1883 nt
Organism: Triticum dicoccoides
Lineage: Eukaryota; Viridiplantae; Streptophyta; Magnoliopsida; Poales; Poaceae
Exons: 2
Coding region: 177-1547 (456 amino acids)
Molecular function (GO): protein binding
Source: RefSeq, a predicted model, not a curated record